ACCAUGGAAGUGUUCCAGCAUCAGCUACUCAGUCUUGUUGGGGGUCUGAUCUGUUUCUGUACUCUGAUAAAAUGCAUCAGAUUUAUGAGAGACCUUUUUCCAUAUAUCUGAAAUUCUUUGCCUUAGGUUUUCUUUCGGUCAAUAGGAGAACGGGCAGUGGUCACAGGAACAGGAGAUGGGAUUGGAAAAGCAUAUUCCUUCAGAAGUGGAUUAACUAUAGUGAUGAUAAGGCGAACUUUUGAAAAGCUGAAUUUGGUAAGCAUUUUUACAGAGCUGGCCACAGAUCAAAAGGUUAUAUAAGCUGAUUUCACUAAAAAUUCAGCGUAGGAGAACAUUGAAAAAGAUCUGAAGGACUUGGAUAUUGGUGUUCUGGCUAGCAAUGUUGGAAUUCUUUAUAAUCCUCUUCCACAUUGUUUCCUUAAUGGGCCAAACAUAGAAGAAUUAGGAUUAUUCUGUAGUCAGAAAGUCCUAAUUCUGAAUCUGUCCUCUGGUUCAAGAACUUUUCCUUGUCGAUUAUAUGCAAUGUACUCAGCUACUAAUGCUCAUUUAUCUACACUUCUACAACCACUACAAGCAGAGUAAAAGGCAAAGGUAAUUAUCAUACAGAUAGUGAUUCCUUAUGGUGUUUCUGCUCCAAUGACAAUGUACCAAAAACCUGGUGUUAUUACAAAGACAGAAGAGUUUGUUAGUGAAUCACUGUAGUAUGUCACCUUUGGAAAUAAGAUUUUUGGAUGUCUCACCCAUGAAAUUUUGAUUGAAUUUUGUUGUGUGUAAAUGUCUUCCAAAGACUCCACCCAAGUCUGUCUGGACUCAGCCCAUUCUUUUCACUUUUUCUCAGACCUUGGACAUGGAACAAGAAAGAGACAGUGGGUUGUUAAUGCUAAUAUGGCACCAGUAAAAUAUGAAGAGAGGAAUACACAAGUAAAGCAUAGUGGUAACAGCACAGUAUGGUUUUCUCUGCUUAUGAGCCUUGAGCUAAGCUCAGUUUCAUGUCUGAUUAGUCUUUAUUCUCUCUCCAGCUGCCUGUUUUCAUGACCUUGCUAAGGAAUUUUCCAAGACCUCUACUCCUUCAGAAAAAUUGGCCAGCAAUUUCAAAAGUUAUUAGGGGGAGAGGAAGGACAUAAAACCAGAAUGUACUGUCACAAAGACAUCAUUUCCUUAGAUAUCAUGCUAACAGAAUAGAGUAAAUAUUUAUACACAGCAGCUGUUAAUGAUGAGCAUUAAAUGCAAGUAUAAGAAAGGCAACAGAUUUGCUGAAAGUAGAGGAAUUAACAUUUUCCUCUAAGAGAAAUGUAGCUUCUGAAAGCCUGAAGUAAAGGCUUUUGUGGGCCUUAAAUAGGCUCUUAGAAAUUUAUAUUAUCAUUUUAACAUGAUCUUAAAGGUCACCAAUAAUUAUGCUUAUUUGAUAUUUAUUAAUAAAACAAUAAUUUGCUUUAUUUCCAUCUUGUUCACAGGGUAUUUUCAUGCUUUCAGUGAGUGUUUUGUGUCUUUGGUUUCAUUGGAAAAGGAAAUUUGCAAGAAGAUAAAAAUAAAUCUCAGAAUAUAAAGUACAUGCUGGGCUUUGGGAAGCCUGCAAUGAUAAAAAAAAUGUAUUUCUUUCCAGAGCCUGUGAACAGCUCUGCAAUAUCCGAUAUGGGAUGUAAGAGGCAGCAACAUAGGAAAAGGAUGCACAGUAAUUCUACACUGCUGAAUGAAUCUAGAGGACAAGUGUUUUGACUGGAUGCCUGUCAAGUCAAACUGGGUGCUAUUAAAAGGUAUUUCAAGGACAAUGCAAUCACCAGGCAUAGUCAUUGUGGGAUCAUAAAAGGAAAGUCCUGCCUAAUUAAUUUGAUACUCAUCUAGAAUAGUGUUACUUGCCUAGUGGAUGAAGGGAAGGUGGUGGGUAAGGCUUUUCUUGAUUUUAGUAAUAUUUAAUAAGAUUUUGGUAAGAUUUUUGGUGAUGUCUCUCAAAGUGUUCUUCUGGACAAGCUGUUGUGAUGAUCAGGUACACAAUGUACUGGAUGAAGAACUGGCUGAAUGUCAUUACUUCAGGGGUUUCAGUGUGUGGGGCUACAUCAGCCCAGUGAGCAAUCACCAGUGGUGUUCCUCAGGAAUUCACUGUAGGACCAGUUCUGGUCAACAAGUUUAUCAAUGAUCUGGAUGCAGGACUUGAAUGGGCCAUUUGUUGACAACACUAAACUAGGAGAUGCUAUUGACUCACUUCAGAGACAACAGACCUUGCAGAGGGAUCAGAAAUAGAUUGGAGCACUGGGUAAUUAUCAGUGGCAUGAAAUUAAACAGGAACAAAUCCAGAUUCUGCCCCUGGGAUGCAGUAAAGCUGGGCACAAGUGUAAGCUGGGAGAGGAGUGUGUGUAGAGCAGCACUGCAAAAGGGAUCUGGGGGUGCUGGUCAGCAGCAGCUCAGGGUGAGCCAGCAGUGUGUGCCCAGGCAGCCAGGAGGGCAAACCCCAUCCCGGGGUGCAGCAGACACAGCAUCACCAGCUGUGAUUGGGAUCAUCCUGCUGGAAUCAGCCCUGGUGCGGCCUCACCCUGAGUCCUGUGUGCAGUGCUGGGCCCCAGAGUCUGAGAAGGGUGGGAAGGCCCUGGAAUGGUCCAGAGGAGGAUAACAGAGCUGGUGGAAGGGCUGGAAGGCACAUCCUGUGAGGAGCGGCUGAGGGCUCUGGGUUUGUCUGAUCUGGAGAGAAGGCGGCUCAGGGGUGACCUCAUUGCUCGGUACAUCUCCCUGGGGAGGGGACUUGGAGAGGGAGGAUCUGAUCUCUUCUCUCUGCUCUGGACAUUAGGAAGCACCUCCCUACUGAGAGAAUGGUGUAACACUGUCACAGGCUUCCCAGGAAGGUGGUUGAUGUCCUGUGCCUGUCAGUGCAUCUGGACAAUGCUAUUCAUAUUGGGCUUUAACUGCUAGAUGGCCCUGAAGUGGUCAGGCAGCUAAACUACCUGACCUCUUGAAGUUCUUUCCAACUAUUUUAUCCUGGGCUAUGUUUGUUUCUGCUAUUUAAUCAGAUGCAUUUCUGUUCAUUAAAAAUCAGUAAUUUUCCCGUGUCUUUUAAUUUUGCAUGUUAAUUUAAUUGUGCAUUUCAGAAAGUGUUUGUAAAACACUUGUAUGAAGAUAGCAAGGAUUCUAUUAAUAAAUGAGAUUUUUUUGCCAAAUGUGAUGGACAGUCUCUGUAAUCUUUGCCAUGUAGAUGGAAGAGAAAUCACAAAAUGCAUCCUGCUGGCUCCAGAAAUUCCUGUCUGCUGCACUGAAGUAAAUGACAUCUAUGUAUAACACUAAGGAUUGAGCUGAGAUAUCUGAACUGAAAUAAUGAAAAUUGCAACACACAAAAUGAUAUGUGUUUUACUGCAGUAUAAUCAGGUUUGGCCCAGAUCUGCAAACAGUUGUAAAAAAUCACUUUACUCACAUGGGCUCCUAUCAGUUGGUUCUGUCAUUUAAUUCAGUGAAAGUGCUGAUGCACUUAUGUACUUUCAUGUACUUUUCAGAAUUGGAAAUAAAACUACUACUUGAAUAUUAUAACCCAAUGCAGAAAACAUCUGGAAAUAAGAAUGAGACAUCUAUGUUGGACAUUUCAGCAUUGAUGGUUUGAAAAGCAAGGAAUAAAAACAGUUUGUUCAGCACUCCAUAAAGACUAUGUUUUCAAGUGAUUAAGCUGUUUUCUUCAAAGUGUUAUAUUUGUGCAGCUGUGCAGCAAAUAAGUACAGAAUACAAGAUAUGUUACAUAUUGCAUGUACACCAAAAGCUGUUGAAGUUCCUGGGGAAAGCGUACAUUGAAUAGGAGGCCCAAGAGUGGGGUUUGUGUUUGUCAUUAGAAGUGCCUAUUUCUCUAUGUGUGUAUAUGCUCAGUCAAUACAUCCUCAGAUACAGCAUGGAUGCAGUACAUGUGUCUUUCCCAGUUCAUCCGCUCCAAGCACAUUCUGAGGCCUUGUCCCCAGGCAGCUCUCUCCAUGUUUGAUUUGCAUGUGUUGGUAGUCCCUGCAGGGUGAAGCAACUCCUACGGAGCAGUGAUUGCUCCUGCUCUGCUCGAGUCAGCGGGGAUCACUUAGGGAUUCAGUCACAGCAGCAACAAACCUGAGGACUCCCAUGCCUGCAGCGAGUCACGAUCCCAACAAUAUAGCUACAAAUUCCUUUAUUUUCUCUCUGACUUUCACACCAGUUACCUAACUCAUAUUAAAGAGUAUACUUUCAUCCUUCCUACAAUGACAAUGUUUUGUGACUGGAAACAAAUGUUUAUCUUAAAAAAAUGUUAACAAAUGUUACAGGGACUCCAGUAACACAGAAGUACCAUUGGUACAGGCAUGGGUUAGUGAGUAAGAGACUUGGUUUCCAAGGUUUGAAGUCCUGUCAUCUGUGACAAAUGACAAUUCCAUGUUUCUUGUCUCACAUCGGUUAAUAGUUGCGCAUUCUGUGUGAGUCUUGCAGGCUGUUGAGUAGAGAGCUGAGCAAUCAGCUUAGUGUUGAUUUGUUUCUCUUGAUGAACAUAAGGAUACUGUUACUUGUUGCGCUUGCAUGGUCAGUCGGUAGAGCAUCCUUGUUUGACUUCUCAGCUCAGGCCGAGGGUGUGAUUCAUGGGGUGUCCUGAGUAGGGCCAGGAGCUGGACUCGAUAAUCCUCAUCAGUCCUGUCCAACUCAGAAUAUUCUAAGAUUCUAUAAUUUUGUUUUUCUAUUUGCAGAAUAUUAGGCUGGAUCUUGCUGACUUCCAAUCUUCUAAUGAGAAAUUAGAAGAGCUGUCUCUAAUGAUAAAUUAACCUAAGUCUGCAAGAAGAGGUUUCUUUUCCUUUGACUUCUCAGAGAAGUUAGUGAGUGGAUCAGCCACCAGUGUGUAAGCUUGGAGGAGAAGCAAUGGUACCUUCCUCUUCAUUUUGUACACCAUGUGUUCUCUCUGAGUGCUGAAGAACUCAAAAGUUAUAUUAUCUGCUCUUGCUCUAAGUUACGUUAUCUGUCCUUGCUCUUGGACCUGGUUGAUGGGGAAAUGGAAACAGAAGGGAAAAAGGGCAGUUCUUCCCAGUACUCCCUACCUAGGGAGAAGGUGAAGGAGCAGACCAGCAAUUUCCUCUUUUGUGAUGAAACAUUGCCAAUAACCGCAAAACCGCACACUGGAGCAGUGGCUCACCAUGGAAGGAUUCAGUAGUAUCCCUGUUUACGGAGUGGGAAGAAGUGGGGAGAGCUGAAGCCCCUGCCCCAAGCCACCUGGAGGAAGGAGGAUCCUCUCAUGACAACUACUGUUCCCCUCUCCUCAGCCUCAUUCUCCUAUGACUUCUAAGGAGACUCACAGCUCAGAAAGCCAAAUGCCUUAAGUAACAAAAAUAAUAGCUAUCCACCUAGAGCCAAACUUUGCUGGGCUUAUGUACUUAAAUCUUGACUCCACCAAACUGGGGAGUUUGAUGAAAAGCUGCCAUCCAUGCCUUAAUGGAGAGUUAUAUCUCCUUUUCCCAGGGUCCCUGCAUCAGGGAAUUACAGGAUGGUUUACAUUGGGAAAAAACUUCAAAGAUCAUCUACUCCAACACCUCUGCCAUGGGCACCUUCAGGAAACCUAGACUGUUUUUCUGAGCAAUGAAAGAAUAGAGAAGAGAUACAAGGAAGAGCACUGGACCUGUGGAAAAAAGAAAUUGGGUCAGAAAUACAGUGUAGUGCACAAAGCAAAAUAUUUAAAGAAUCUCUCCUUCUUUCACACAUUCACACUGUUACAUUCCCCAGCUUUCCCCUGUGAGCAUGCAUGUGCAUAGUCUCAUAUGUGUGUUGCCAUAGUGUUGGUGGCCUGAGUUACUCUGAAGCUGGUCUUCAAUAAGAGCCACAAAAAAAAAAAAAUUUGAGAAAGUCAGACCUUUUUGUCCUUGAGGCUCCUUUCAGGUAGAAAAGUGCAAGUGUUCACUAGGGGUUUAGAAUGCAUAGUGUGCAGGCCAGUAUAGAGUUGAGUGAGGGGGUUUUAUUGGUUGUUUUUUUGGUUUUCUGGGGCUGUAGGGGGCUUUUGUUUGUUUGGUUUGGUUUCUUGCUUUUGGGUUUUGGUUUUUGGUGGGGUUUUUUGUUGUUG
Messenger RNA from Motacilla alba alba, 6022 nucleotides. RefSeq names its product hydroxysteroid 17-beta dehydrogenase 3 (gene HSD17B3). Gene Ontology annotation, molecular function: oxidoreductase activity. Lineage: Eukaryota; Metazoa; Chordata; Aves; Passeriformes; Motacillidae. The record is from RefSeq and is a predicted model, not a curated record. Gene Ontology annotation, cellular component: endoplasmic reticulum.